Messenger RNA from Owenia fusiformis, 1232 nucleotides. The record is from the annotation of a GenBank genome assembly. Lineage: Eukaryota; Metazoa; Annelida; Polychaeta; Sabellida; Oweniidae.
UGCAACUUUUGAAUAACAAACAUUUAAGUUUAACCUUGAAUUCAUGUCUCCUUAAACUUGUUGAUUUUAUAGGAUUUAUCUUAGCAACGAAAGCCGCAACUAUGGGCCUCACUGAAUAUACAUAUGAUGAUUCAUUCACCAUAACCCCAGGUGUGCUGAAAGUUUACAACAGGGACGGUGGUUUUCUGGUCAGAGGACUACUGGAUAAAAUUGAGCUGGAAAUGAUAACAAAAACAUUGGAAAACAAAGAAAUUGUAAACCAUGGAUUUGAUCUUGCAGAUGGGGAUGGGAGGGCUAGUAAAUUAGCACUCUGGAGUCAUCCUGGUAGUGACGUCACGGGUAUGAUGGCGAGAUCCGAAAAGGUGGCAGGAAGCUGUGCAAAGCUUCUAGGCGGAGAGGUGUACCAUUACCACACUAAACUUAUGAUGAAAGAACCGAAAACUGGUGGGAAACAUCUAUGGCAUCAGGAUUAUGGCUAUUGGUACAAGAAUGGGAAUCUGAGGCCAGACAUGAUCACGGCAUAUAUAGCAGUGGACAAGUGCGUCAAAGAGAAUGGCUGUCUUCAGGUUGUUGUGGGAACCCAUAACUGUGGCAGAAUAGACCACAACCUUGUACAUGGACAGACUGUUGCAGAUGACGAGAGAGUGAAACAACUUUGUGCACAUCAUGAACACAUCUUCGUAGAGAUGAACCCUGGAGACUGCUUGUUCUUUCAUUGUAACCUGCUGCACACAAGUGAUAAGAACGACAGUGAUUUGAGGCGAUGGGCCUUCCUCUGUUCCUACAACCGCGCGGACAAUGACCCAGUGUACAAGCAUCAUCAUCCUAAUUACACACCUCUGGAGAUGGUACCGAACAGUGCGAUUAAAGAAUGCACAAACUUCACUGAUUUUACCGGAAAAGAAUUCAUGGAUCCGAAUUCAGACAAAACUACAAAUGCGUCGCUAUUUAAGAAGAGUGGUUACCAUUAGACUACUCUAAAGAGGUACCAAACUCUGCCAUUAAGGAAUGCAAGAACUUCACGGAUUUUACUGGAAAAGAAUUCAUGGAUCCCAAUUCAGACAAAACUACCAAUGCUGCUUUGAAAAAGAGUGGCUAUCAUUAACGGCAUGGAAUAGAAUAUUUUGAAAACAUUUAGUCUCAUGGUUAGACUCCGGCCAAUAUAUACAUGUACAGUCUAAGCCUGUAUCGACAAAAACUAUUAUAUAGGCUGAUAUAUGCAAAUGGACAUG